Messenger RNA from Nomia melanderi (Alkali bee), 2223 nucleotides. It is a transcript of the gene Jhe, whose product is annotated as juvenile hormone esterase. The record is from RefSeq and is a predicted model, not a curated record. Lineage: Eukaryota; Metazoa; Arthropoda; Insecta; Hymenoptera; Halictidae.
UUUCGUUCAAGUGUAGAAAAACGAUUCCACGUUAAAGCAAAUCGUGACUUAUCUCUGAUUCUUUAUGCUGUAUGUCUACUUAAAAAUAAUCGAAUUAAGGGUUAUUUAGGUAUUUAACUGAACAAAUACAAGUUUUUGUUUGCAGUUAAAAAUAUAGAUGUACGAAUAAAUUUAUUUAAAUAAUUAAUCUAAUGUAGAUAUUUGAAGUAAGUAAAAUAUCACACAAGGAAGGGCAGAAUUACUCUCAAUCGUUGAAUCUAGUGUGGACAAAUAGCACAGUUGCACCGUUGAUUGAGAGGUUUACGGUGAUAAUUAUUGCAAAAAAUGAUAGUGGGGAGCGUAAUCAGCUGAUUUGAUAUGCGUGAGUACGCAAUAAAUAAAGCAGACUGCUCCGAGAGGACUUUACUCUGUUGAAAAUGGCGAGACAGUGGCUUCUUCUGUUUCUCUUCGGAUGCCUUACCCUUGGCUGGGCUUUGGAGGAUGCACCGAGGGUCAAAACUCCUUUGGGCAGUGUCCGAGGCUACUACAAACUCUCUGCCAACGGAAGACAGUAUGAAGCUUACGAGGGAAUUCCUUACGCGUUGCCGCCGAUCGGAAAACUUCGAUUCAAACCCCCUCACCGGCUACCGCCAUGGAUAGGUGAAAUUCAGGCAACGAAAUUCGGUUCUCAGUGCUUGCAAUACGCUGAUCUACCUGACAAUGUAACUGAAAAAGUAUUAGGUUCUGAAGACUGUCUAUAUCUAAACAUAUAUGUACCGGUUCACGACAAAAUGACUACCAAGCCAUUGCCGGUUCUGUUUUGGAUUCAUGGAGGAGGCUUCACAUUUGGUAGUGGAAUGGACUAUGGUCCUAAAUUCCUUAUGGACCAUGAUGUAGUAUUUGUUACAUUUAAUUACCGCUUGGGAAUAUUAGGUUUCCUUAGUACAGAAGAUGAAAUAGUUCCUGGCAAUAUGGGACUGAAGGAUCAAAGCAUGGCUUUGAGGUGGGUUUCAGAAAAUAUUGAAUGGUUCGGUGGUGAUCCUAACAAGUUGACUUUAAGUGGUGUAAGUGCUGGUGGUGCAAGUGUUCAUUACCAUUAUUUAUCUCCCAUGAGUGCUGGUCUUUUCCAAGCUGGUAUCUCAGCCAGUGGUACAGCAUUUAACUGUUGGACACAAACUGAAAAUCCUUUAGAAAAAGCUAAGCAAUUAGCCACCCUUAUGGGUUGCCCCAUAGGUAAUAGGAAGGAAAUGGUACGCUGCUUGAGAUAUCGUCCAUCCCAGGCUCUAAUUGAAGCAACUCGUGAAUUUAUGAGGUUCUAUUACAAUCCAUUCACACCAUUCGGUCCAGUUGUUGAGAAAUUUGGAGAGGAACCAUUCAUUGAUCGCUCUCCUGUUGAAAUUGUCAGUAGUGGUAAUGUACAGGAUGUUCCUUGGAUUACUAGUGUGACCAGUGAAGAAGGAUUGUACCCAAUUGCAGAUUUUAUUGCUAUACCAGAAGCCCUGAGAAAAUUAGAUGAAAAUUGGGACCUCCUAGCUCCAAUUUUCCUUGAUUAUAAUUACACUUUGUCCAAGGAAAAGCAUGUUGAAGUUGCUAGACUCAUCAGACAACAUUAUCUCGGUACAAAAAAGAUAGAUGAGACAACAGCACAUGCUUUCAUAAAAAUGACUGGAGAUAGAUUAUUUGUUGUUGACAGUGAAAAAGCUGCCCGAUUGCAAGCUAAAGUUAAUAAACAACCUGUCUGGUAUUACUAUUAUUCCUACAGGGCUGCAACAAGUUUAAGUGAUUAUUUAAGUGGUACUAAGACUAACUAUGGUGUUAGCCAUGGAGAUGAUGUACUUACUAUUAUUGAUACUCCUUUCAUGGAUCCUACCACAACACAAAAUGAUCUUAAAAUGCAAGAUCUUUUAAUCAAUUCAUGGGUAUCAUAUGCAACUAAUCAUAUUCCAAACAUGGGUGAUGUGAACUGGCCUAGAAUAAAUCCUAAUGAGAAAUCACUCCAAUUUCUGCACAUCGCAGGACCAGAUAAAAUUAAUAUGGAUAGUGACGUUAACUUUGGAGACAAAGACUUCUGGAAUUCUAUAGAUUUUAAUGAAAAUAAAUUAAGCAAUACAGCCACUGUACAAAACUUAAAAGAAGAAUUAUGAAGUCCCUUUAAAUUGUUAUAAAAUUUUACAUUUGUUUUAUAAGUAAUAUUAAUUAAACUUCAAAGAAUUAUACAACUAUAAUAAAUGAAUUUUAUAUUGA